Messenger RNA from Tribolium castaneum (red flour beetle), 4357 nucleotides. RefSeq lists its product as uncharacterized. Gene Ontology annotation, biological process: protein dephosphorylation. The record is from RefSeq and is a predicted model, not a curated record. Gene Ontology annotation, molecular function: protein tyrosine phosphatase activity. The coding region runs from base 67 to 4083 and encodes 1338 amino acids. The transcript is spliced from 24 exons. NCBI's taxonomy places the organism in Eukaryota, Metazoa, Arthropoda, Insecta, Coleoptera, Tenebrionidae.
AGUGUUAUCAAUGAUAAGAAAGAUACGUUUUUCUUUAAUGUUACAGUGCAUAAAUCGUUAUUGAUAAUGCAAUUUUUAAACGUGUUCUCAAUUUAUGUUUUUAUAACAUUACCAAUAACAUGUGUUGUAGGGGACACUCCUCCUCAAUUAAUUUAUGAAUUUAUUGAAAUAACAAAGAACCUAACAAAUGUUUUCAGAAUCGUCAACGAUAAUAAUCAUAUGACACAGGAUAAAAAACAGGAACAUGUCUUCACAACAUUAGACAUUGUUAACAUUAGGGUAAGAGAACUGAACCGAUCCUUGUACAAAGAUGAACAAAGUUUGAAUGUCAUUGCAACACUUGCAAGGGGUUUACCUGUUGUCGAGAUAAAUACCAUUGACAGCCAUUUUGGUGAAAUGGAGAAUUUUGUCAGACAGUAUAAAGAACUAUCGAGUUCGAUUUUACUUGAUAAUGCCAACAAAAUAAUUUUACCAAAUGCAAACUCAUCGGUUAUAUAUUUGAAACGAAGAAUUUACAAUCAGAUAAUAAAUCCAGAUUUCUUAGAUCCAUUUCUGAAAAGAUUGAAGAUGGAUUGGGAUUUCUGUAAUAUAUUGCAAUCUCCACAACAGAUAUUUUACAAUUUUGUUAAUGUUAUUCUAUUAAUACAUUGCAAAUCAUAUGUUCUUCAACAGACCGCUUAUAAUAUUAUAAACCUCUAUAAACCAGAGGAUGUUGCUAAGAAGAUUCAUCAAAGUCGAGCUGAUUUUAUCAGAGACAUCAAUAAUGUAAUAAGAAUGAUAAUAAAUAAUAAUGCUAAAGCAAUAUCAAAAGAGUUAUGGAGAUGUAAUCCCGAUAAGCAUAUUAAAGGCAAAACUUACUUGGAAAUUACUAACUUUCUUCACGGCUACAUAAUAAACAAAAAAAAUUUGAACCCCUACCAAAGAUGUGAAAACGAAUGUGACUCUUUUAAAAUGACAACAACUCAAAAUUGUGUUUAUGAAAAAGAAUGGUGUAAAGAAGAAAUUCCUUGUUCGAAAAUCAUUAGUUGUACAUCUCUUCAUUCAACAAUGCAUGUCUGUACUGCAAAUCUCCCUAAAGAUAACAGAAGAUAUCAUCACAUAAAACUAAGUAACGGAACAUUUUUUGGACCAAAGCGACAAUGCACUGGCAAUAUAAAAAUUCACACGUACAGUUAUCGGAAUUCUUAUUGUCCUUAUUGUUUUUGUUUGUGUGAGGAAGGACAGGUAUCAUAUUCGGAAAGAUAUGUUAAUCUGCGUAUUACUAAGGCUAAUAUAAGUGAUAACAGAGUUGUCACCGGCUUAAGAUUUAUUAAACACAAUCAAAUUGUACACUUGCACAUACAAGAAGGUAAACUUCUUGAAAAAGGAUAUGUAGAUCCAAAAACUGUUCAAUGGGUUCCCCCCGAUAACUAUAAAAUCGAUGAUAGAAAUAUUUAUGAAGAGGAAGAUUAUCAUACACUUUCUUGGGAAGAACGGAGUCUAGAGCUAACCGAAAUUGUGGCCGAAGAAGGAUCAGUUGUAAUAGGUGUUAGGUUCAAAAAAACUUUGGGUGGUGUAAAAUUAGAAGUUCUAACAACGACAUUUGAUUUUGACACUGGAAAAUUAGAAGACAAUACAACUUGGAACAUUUUCAAAAACACCAUUACACCUAAUCUGAUCAACCAAGAAAUCAAAUUAGACUCACCUGACAUUCCUAUUCAUAAAAAUUUGGCUUCCAUCGAUUUUUCAGAAAAUACGUAUAUUAAUUUUACAAAUACUGACUACGAUAAAGACGCCGGUCAGACGACAGUACCAUUUUUUGACGCUCAGCCUGUUUAUAGUACUGCUCCAACUCCGUUAUCUGGCAUCGGUCUCUUCCAUAAAGGACGAAAAGGAUCUGGAGGUUUUAUAACACCAAAAAUUCUAACUUACGAUUUAACUAAACAUAUACAUGCCAUAUAUUCGGAGACUCGUGUAUUGUUUGAUAAACCAAUAACAAAAUUUCGAAUUCAUACCCCGCCACUUAUGACUACUAGUUUUGUAGACAAUCCAACGAGUAAUUUCAGUAUAAUAGCAGACAAUGUGACCAAAAAAACUGAUUUAAAAGCAAGGAAUACAACGACUGAUUCUUUGUUAGAUACAACGAUAACUAAAUUUCAAACUUCUACCAAGUCACCUGGGACUUCCAAUUUUGUAAAUAACCAAGAAACGAUAACCACAAAUAAUGUUCUCAAUUCAAGCAUCACAAUAACCACUACUAUAACAGUCCGCCCGGACAAAAAUAGUGAAGAAGAUAUUUCUCAGACAAUUACAAUGAUUUUUAUUCUUGUUCCACAGUUGCUGCUUAUUAUUUUUGCUAUAGUUAUUUUUAAAAAGCAACUGAAGAAAAUGUGUUUCAAAACUGAUACGGACAGAAGACCAGAAACUAUACCACUACAAAAUGUUGUAAUUGAGAGCCACAAUUUAAGUAACAUUAAAAAAGAAAACUUUAUAGAAUAUUUGAAUUGCAAAUUAGAAAAAAACGAAUUAGAAGAUGAUUUUCUGAAAUUGCCGACUGUUACGGACAAAACAACGUGGGAAGCAUUAAGAAAUAUAAAUAAUAAUAAAAACCGACAUUGUAAACGAAAUAACCUUCCAUAUGAUUAUAAUAGAGUUGUUCUUAAAAAGCUGGACGGAGUGGGAACAGGCGAUUACAUAAACGCUAGUUAUAUUAAUGGAGUUGAUCGCUCCAAGGCAUACAUCGCUAGUCAAGGGCCAAAAUAUUACACGCUACGAGAUUUUUGGAGGAUGAUUUGGCAAGAAAAAGUAGAAGUAAUAGUAAUGGCGACAAAUUUCAUGAAUCACGACGGAAAUAAAAGACUAUGUGCCGAAUAUCUACCUCCAAAAGUAGACUCAAUUUUUGAAUGUGGCCGCAUCAUAGUGGAAUUAAUUAAUGAAGAAAACUAUGAAUAUUAUGUCAAAAGAAAGUUAAAAGUUCGUUAUUUGAAAUUCCAACGAGAAAUCUGCCAUAUUCACAUAAAAUGGCAAUCUGAUAGUCAACUUUUUUAUUCAAAUGAUUUAAUGCCAGUUGUCAAAGAAAUAAGUCAAGUAUACGAAAAAACUUUGCAUCCAGUUUUAAUACAUUCUGGGUAUGGUACAACUAGAACGGGUGUUUUAAUCCUGUGCGAUAUGGCACUAAAAAUGCUUAAAAGUUGCAACACUGUUAAUAUUUACGACUUGGCUAAGAAAUUGGCAGAACAAAGAUGCAGUCUUAUAAAUUCGUCGCAACAAUAUAUAUUCGUUCAUUUAUUGAUAUCAGAAUAUAUAACGGAAGAAGAUUAUCCAUUAACAGAUAAUGCAUCUGAAAUUCUUCAAGAAGAAGAGGCUAAAAAUCUUUUGAAAUACAUUGAAAAAUUAUGUUACCAUGACAAAAUUGUUCGAUCUUGGAUGUCUGAAGCUACAGAAACCAAUAUUCCUACAAUUAUGGCUGAUGGUUAUGGAAAACAUGACAAGUAUAUGAUUACACAACUAAGAAGACAUAUUAAAAACAAAUCAGCUGCGUUCUGGAUGUUAGUUGCUCAUAAGUCUGUAGAUUGUAUUGUAUCCUUAAACAACGAGACAAUGCAAUCGUAUCCUUGCAGAAGUGUUUAUGAAGACGUUAUUAUUAACGUAGAAUGUAUCAAAGUUACAGAAACUUGUGCUUUUGUUUUAAGAACGAUGUCUUUGCUAAUUUAUCAUAAAAAAACAAAAACGAUUCAACACAAAUCAGAGAUUGUACUAUACGAACUUAAAGAUGCGAAGCAAUCACCAUCUUUUGCAAACAAGAUUCUAACAUUAAUUUGUGAAGUUAAGAAAUAUAGUAAAUGUGUUGUUUCUUACAGCGAUGGUGUUACAAUGUGUGGGCUAUUUCUAGUAUUAGCGUAUAUUACAGACAAGUACAAGUCAGAAUGCAAAAUUGAUGUUGUUAAUGCCAUACGUGUUGCAAGAAGAACUGGUACUAAAUUUUUUAAUACUAAGAAACAAUUACAAUUUUUAUAUUCAUGUAUUUCUGAAUAUUUAGAAAAUUUUGGCGAAUAUACACUUAUUGAUGAGUGUAGUCCUGAUAUUAAGUCACAAGAAACUUAAAAAAGGUUGAUGUAAUGAUGUUUAACAAGUAUUUUUAUAACGAUUUUUGGCAUAGGACUAAUCAAGGCUUCCAGGUCGAAACCGGUUUCCUAAAAUAAAAAACAUGGGGACUGGGAGCGAUUUUUUGUUUACUGAAAUCUAAAAUGGACUGGGUUAGAAAAGGGAAUUAGUUAACGUUAAUUACUUAAUUUAGGUUAAAAGAAUAAAACGGUGGAUAAAAAUGGGACGACAAAUUUUUGAAACCUGAAAAUUCAAUAAAGCUCUCUUUAUAUCC